AUGGCCCAGGACGAAACCAAAACGGCGCCUCCUGCAGAAUGGCUCAGCGUCUCUCUACGACAGCCGGAACCAUUCGACUUCUCCAACGCAGCAAAAGUUUGCCGCUCACGCAAAUCGCAAGGGAAACGAAAGAAGCUUGCAUCCAUCAAUCUGCACACCCUCGAGUCGCCAGCAAACGCGAAGUACAUCGACGUCACGGUGGACAACUACACGGCUUCGUUCAAAGUGGACUCUGGGGCAGAGGUUUCGGCAGUGCCACAUGACUUUCCCAACCUGCCUUCGAAGCUCGAUCGCGUUGAUAACCAGCUAACUGGCCCAGGGAACCAGCCGCUGCGAGUACUUGGCUCUUACACUGCGCAACUCAUCUGGCGAGGCAAGACCAGCGCUCAACGCCUGUACGUCAUCCAGUCGCUCACCGUACCGUUACUGGGUUUCCCUGCCUUACAAGCACUACAAGUAGUGAAGUUCCUCGGCGGCGUUGACACUACCGCUGUUCAGACGCCUCAACCAGAGCUUCAUGCAAAGUUGUUUUCCGGGCUGGGGACCUUAAAGGAAGAGUACACUAUUCGACUGAAGCCGGAUGCAGUGCCCUUCUCGCUGAGUGCUCCUCGACGUAUUCCGAUUCCGUUACAAGGAGAAGUCAAAAGUCAGCUCGAUAAGAUGGAAGCUGAGGGAGUUAUCCGACGCAUUGACAAACCUACACCUUGGUGUGCUGGACUAGUGGUAGUCCCCAAGUCCUCGGGCGGCUACAGACUUUGCGUCGACUUGACUCGCCUCAACGAAGUCGUGCUUCGUGAAAGACACAUCCUACCCACCGUCGAGCAAGUUCUCGGUCUACUGGGUAACGCAACGGUCUUCUCGAAGUUAGACGCAACGUCCGGCUUUCACCAAGUGAAGUUGGCCGAGGCUUCUCAAGAGCUCACUACAUUUGUAACGCCUUUCGGACGUUACUGCUUUUGUCGCCUCCCUUUCGGUAUAACUUCCGCCCCUGAGUAUUUUCAGAAACAAAUGGCAAGGAUACUAGACGGGCAGGAAGGGGUUGCGAACAUGAUCGAUGAUGUCCUGGUUUUUGGACGGGACAAGAAAGAGCAUGAUCUCCGCUUGCAACAAGUACUUUCUCGUCUGGAAAAGGCAGGAGUCACACUCAACUCAUCAAAGUGCAAGUUCGGCGUCUCGGAGGUCUCUUUCCUAGGUGUCAUCGUUUCGGCGGAAGGCAUCAGGCCAGAUCCCGCUAAGCUCGAGGCUCUACGCUCAAUGGAGCCGCCCGAAGAUGUCGCAGCUGUACGCCGUCUCCUUGGCAUGGUUAACCAUCUGGCUCGGUUCCUUCCCCAUAUUUCGGACGUUACUGCUCCUCUGCGCAUCCUCCUGAACAAGAAUACAGCUUGGACGUGGCAGCACGAUCAGGAAGCCGCCUUCCAAAAGGUCAAAGAUCUUCUCACAUCCGACCGGUGUAUGGCAAAGUAUCACCCUGCUUUCCCAACAACCAUCUCAACGGAUGCCAGUUCUUUCGGUUUAGGCGCAGUGCUGCUACAAAUCCAACCUUCAGGGGAGCGCAGACCGGUGGCUUUCGCAUCCAGAUCCAUGACUCCUACGGAGCAACGUUACAGCCAAACCGAGAAGGAAGCCUUGGCUGUAACAUGGGCGGUGCAGCGGUUCGACGAGUUUGUACGUGGAAUCAAGUUCGAAGUCGAAACUGACCACCAGCCGCUAGUAUCACUGUUUGGAAAAAUGGAACUGGACAUGCUUCCGCCCCGAAUCCAAAGGCUUCGCCUGAAACUGAUGUGUUACCAGUUUUCCGUGCUUUACGUUCCAGGAAAGCUGCUCGCCACCGCCGACACGCUGUCUCGGGUACCCCCUAAGAAGUCUAGUCCCGUGGACCUUAUAGAGCUCUUCGCAGCUGAUGCUGUCGCUUGCAGCUCCGAGGUUCUACCGAUAAAUGUAGACGACUUGAAAAGAGCGCAGAACUCUGAUGGCGAGUGCCAGAUUCUGGUAACUUAUGUCCAACGAGGGUGGCCUCAGAAAAGCAAAAUGCCACUUCACCUUACGAGGUAUUACUCAGCUGCCAACGAAAUCUCAAUAUGUGAUGGCCUUCUACUUAAAGGCACCUGCAUUAUCGUCCCUCCUGAACUGAGACCGUCUGUGUUGACACUUCUCCAUGAGGGGCACCAAGGUAUCAAUCGCUGCAAGGCUAAGGCCCGUGAGUGCGUAUGGUGGCCGGGCAUCUCUGCGGACAUCACUGCAUUAGUCUCCAAGUGCGAACGAUGCACCUCAAUGCGUGCAAACCCUGCGGAACCUCUCAUUCCGACUACCCUACCCGGAACUCCAUGGGAAGUCUUGGGCAUGGACCUGUGCCAUUGCAACGGACAGACUUUCUUAGUGGUCGUGGACUAUUACUCGCGAUACCCGGAAGUUGUGACGCUCAGACGCACUACGGCGGGAGUGAUCAGAGAGAUCCUCAAGAGCUUGUUUGCUAGACAUGGCAUUCCCAGGAUCGUCAGAUCCGACAAUGGACCACCCUUUUCCUCACACGAGAUGGCUGCUUUCGCACGGUCCUAUGGGUUUCAACUCAUAACAAGCAGCCCUCACUACCCUCAGUCAAAUGGGGAAGUGGAGAGAAUGGUGCAAAUAGUCAAGAACUUGUUCUCAAAAGCCACCGACCCCUAUCUCGCUCUCCUGGAUUAUCGAGAUACACCCGGCAAGAGCGGAUACUCUCCUGCACAACUAUUAAUGGGAAGGCAGCUGAGGACAAGGCUACCAAAGACAGAAGAGUUGCUCCAACCAGUGUGGCCGGUGCCAGAGCACGUAGCCGAAAGAGAUAAAGCCAACAAAAAGCGUUACGAAAAGGAUUUCAAUGAUCAUCAUCGCGCUCGACCAUUGCCACCCCUAGAACCGGGGAACAGAGUUUGGGUACGCCCAGAUGAUUUACAGGCAACAGUACUGAGCCAGGCUCAGCGCCCAAGGUCAUACGUCGUAGAGACAGACGAAGCUCGACUGCCCCGAGUAGGACUGAACACCUUACAGCGCAAGAAAGCGAAACUAGUGUUGUGCCCCCUAGCGGUCCUGCUGCCGAACAGGCCGGUGAGCAACGAGACGCUGACGGUUGUGAUCCCGUGGUUCGCACAAGAAGCGGUCGUCGGGUCGUUCCUCCAGACCGUUUGA
This is a messenger RNA of Rhipicephalus sanguineus (brown dog tick), 3159 nucleotides long. RefSeq lists its product as uncharacterized. The coding region runs from base 1 to 3159 and encodes 1052 amino acids. The transcript is spliced from 3 exons. Gene Ontology annotation, biological process: DNA integration. Gene Ontology annotation, molecular function: nucleic acid binding. NCBI's taxonomy places the organism in Eukaryota, Metazoa, Arthropoda, Arachnida, Ixodida, Ixodidae. The record is from RefSeq and is a predicted model, not a curated record.